AUGGCACAGACUCCAGCCCAUCUGACCAGAUAUCAUGCGGUCGCCAUCACGUUGGCCGGCCUUGGACUCGGUCUUGGACUAUACACCGUGUACACGAGCUAUUCCGAGCAGACUGCCAACAGCGCUCUCCAACGAAGUAAUGCAGCACAUCGCCCGCGACGCCAAACAGGGACUGACCAAGCUACCUCAUUUGAGUGGAUCGCUCCGAGCGACACUGCACAGCUAGGAGGCAUCAACAUCCGGCGAGGCAACCGACCGAUUACCUUUGUCUUCUUCGGUAUUACUCCAUUCCCGACAACGGAGGAUCUCCGGCGAGUUGACUCAGAUCCGGGGCACAUUCACGAGGAGCUGAAGCGAUUUUCCUUGGAUGCUGUCCUGGAAACCUUGCUUGCCUACACGGCUCGUUCAGAAGUCCCUCAGAUUGGCCCCGUGAUCGAGCGAGAAGGGUUUGACGAAAUCAUGGCCGCACUCAUUUCGCGCAACGCACCGCGAUUGCUCAGUCUUGCCCCCGAUAUCCCCCGGAUCAUGGGCCUGGGCGACGGAAGUCCGAAUGCAGAGUCUACCUCUGUUAUCAGACAAAUUGUGGAGCACGAAUCCUGGGCUACCGGACCGCGACGAGGUUCUGGAUCUGGAUCGAACAACAAUGGAAUCAAUUCCAGUGAGACAGACAUGGACAUGAUGGACAUUGCCGACCCUGAAGCAAGAGAUCCUGGUCAAGGUCUCCGUGGUCUACUGUACUACAUUGCCGAAGAGGAUGCUUCGCGCAAGGCUUACGAGCAUCGAGGUAUUCGCUGUGAAAGCUGCUCGAUAAUGCCAAUUCGUGGUAUCAGGUAUCACUGUCUGAAUUGUCCCGACUUCGAUCUUUGCGCAACUUGCGAGGCGCACGCAGUACAUCAAAAUACACAUGUGUUCGCCAAGAUCAAGAUCCCUCUUCCCGUACUUUCGCAGCCUACGAAGGAAUACAGGCUAUGGUAUCCGGGCGACCCAAGGAAGAUUUACCCCAGCUUGAACGCCACUGUGAGGAAGAACCUCAUGGAUCUUCACGGGCUCGAGGCGCCGCAGUUAGAUGCUCUGUACGAUCAGUUCACGUGCAUAGCGAAUGCGCCGUGGCGGGAGGAUCCAUCUGGCAUACGAACAGCAAUGGACCGUCGUGCUUUUGACAAGUCAAUGUCUUCGGAACGGUGGACCAAUCGAUUCGCCCCUAAUAUGCUGCUGGAUCGCGUCUUCUCCUUCUACGACACGGAUGGCAAUGGUCUCAUUGGGUUUCACGAAUUCAUCGAUGGUUUCGCAUACCUUCGUGGCCCGAAGCGCUUCGCAUCGCUUCAGCGAGCCAUUCGAGGAUUCGACAUGGACGGCGAUGGGUUCGUGGAUCGACAUGAUUUCGUCCGCCUGUUCCGAGCAAAGUAUGAGAUUCAGAAGCAAUUGAUUCGAGACUCUACCGAAGCUCAGGAACCAGAGCAGACUCGGCGAGGAUGGGAAGUCUUGAAUUCCAGCCAGCCCAUCAGUUCAAUCUUUUCAGACGAAGCGAUCCCUCAAAGCGAGGAUCGACCUAGGAGGGGCAAGCUUGAGGUGAACGGGGACAUGCGGCCGCUGAAUGGUGCGAAAGGGAAGACUAUACUGGAUGAUAACGAUCCGUUUCCACGAUGGUCCGGUGCGGCAGCCAUGGACAGAGCUCCUGCCCCGGAACAGGCACAGGACGUGCUUCGACAACAUCUUAUGGCUUUCGAAGAUCUUCUCUACAGCAGAGAGGGCGCGAGCCAGAACAUGGACCGGAUUGAUGGCAUGGCACAGGCCUUGGACCUUUCAGCGCCAGAGUCUCAAGCCAGCAGCGAAGAUGACGAACCCGAGCCCUGGAUACAGGAGAUCUUGUGGAAUGCCGCGGAAGAAGGCUACAACGAGAUGCUGAACCCUCUUUUCGUGGCGAAGGAUGUGGAGAGUCUAGAGAUCAAACGAAGCCGUGAAGACCGAAAGAAAUGGCGCCGCAAUAUUGAUGAGUAUGUUGCCAAAGAAGGCACUAUUCUUGAUCGGCUUGAGGUGGUCGAACGACCUAGGCGGGCCUUCGGCACACUGGCCCUGCGCACCGUUGAACCUGCCCAAAGUUCAGAGACUGCCGCGACUACUGAUAGACCUGGCCAAGCGCCUGUGUUUCGUGGCGAGAUUGUCCCGACAGACUGGGAGAGCCUGGCACGGUUCGAGGCAGAGAUACCUACUGCUCCACUCGAAGACUUGCUGGCAAAUAGUGGUUACGGCGUUCUUGGCGAGAACAGUCCACCAGACAACGGCCCGAGAGCAGCAUCCCUCGGAGCUUCUACCAUAUGGAAUGGCAAUCGACCUCAGACAGCGACCUCACCUCUUCGGGCAGUGCUGUCCAAUGUCGAGAAUGAGACCGAGGCGGACGUCACCAGCUCGAAAGCCUCGGAUGAAACGGAAAAGGCGGAACAGAAGCCCGAAGCACAGAUCCCAGACAUCGAACUUCCCGACGAGAAGCAGCUUCGCAUAUGGGCCAUACUGGAUGCCAUGGAGAAACAACAGGAAGAAAAUGGAGGACCAGCACGGCUGAGCUGUGCCGACGUGGAGAGAAUCAUUGUCGCGAAGAAUGAUCAGGCGCUCCGGGGUAUGGUGAAGUCAUGGCUGGAGUUUGCGAGCUUUUGA
Messenger RNA from Zymoseptoria tritici IPO323, 2652 nucleotides. RefSeq names its product RCC1 domain and calcium binding domain-containing protein. Gene Ontology annotation, biological process: mitophagy; aggrephagy; endosome organization. The coding region runs from base 1 to 2652 and encodes 883 amino acids. Gene Ontology annotation, cellular component: aggresome; amphisome. Lineage: Eukaryota; Fungi; Ascomycota; Dothideomycetes; Mycosphaerellales; Mycosphaerellaceae. The record is from RefSeq and is a predicted model, not a curated record. Gene Ontology annotation, molecular function: zinc ion binding; protein kinase C binding; K63-linked polyubiquitin modification-dependent protein binding. The transcript has a single exon.